Messenger RNA from Anthostomella pinea, 1704 nucleotides. Lineage: Eukaryota; Fungi; Ascomycota; Sordariomycetes; Xylariales; Xylariaceae. The record is from the annotation of a GenBank genome assembly.
AUGACUACGACCGAGUUUCCCCCGUUCGUCAACGGCGCCAGCUCUGGCGCCGACCUGGUGAACAAUGCCGUUACCAAUGCCAGCGCCAAGUCCAAGGCCAUUACGGUCGACACCGCGUUUGUCAAUGGCGCUGAGAAGAAGCCUGUGAUCGACGCCGGACUGAGGAGUCUUGAUCAUUACAAGCGCGCUCUCCCGAAAUGGCGAUACGACAUGCGACAGCGCGCAUUGCCCCUGGUCAGAUGGGAGACACCCUACCUGGCAUGGCUACAGGCCAAAUUGCGCUUUCCGGCGCUCGAUAGCUACUUUGCCAUCACGGCGAACCUCGGCACGCAUACAUUCUUCAUGAUAUUCUUGCCGAUAAUGUUCUGGUGCGGGAAUGCUUCUUUCGGCAAAGGACUCGUACACAUCCUCGCCAUUGGCGUCUUCCUUUCCGGCUUCAUCAAGGACUUCUUCUCCUUGCCGCGGCCCCUAUCCCCGCCAUUGCACCGAAUCACAAUGUCCGGCUCGGUCGCCCUCGAAUAUGGCUUCCCCUCGACGCACUCGGCGAACGCUGUGUCCGUCGCUGUCUACGGGAUUCUAUGUCUGCGGUCGCCAGAUAAUGCCUUUCAGCCCAGCACGAAACUUGCGCUCGAAGCGCUGGCCUACUUCUAUACUAUCAGCAUCAUAUUCGGCCGUCUGUACUGUGGCAUGCACGGCUUCGUAGAUGUUAUUUCAGGAUCGAUUUUGGGGGCCGUCAUCUCUCUCAUCGAAUUCUACUAUGGGUCGGCUUUGGAGCUGUACCUAGACGGCAGCGGCUGGACGGGUAUCGUUGCUAUCGUGCUGCUAAUCAUUGUUCUGGUGAGGGUGCACCCCGAGCCUGCGGAUGACUGCCCCUGUUUCGAUGACAGUGUCGCCUUUGCUGGGGUCAUGAUUGGUCUAGAGCUUGGAACCUGGCAUUUCGGACGUUCGACUUUCUCGGCUAUUCCCUUCGAUCUCCAUGCGCUGGGAUGGGCGGCUGUCGUUCUGCGGAUUUUAUUCGGUGUUUUCAUGAUCUUCGUCUGGCGUGAGUUGGCCAAGCCGUCGCUGCUUGAAGGGCUGCCGCACUUGUUCCGCCUCAUCGAAACAUGGGGCCUCGACUUGCCGCGGCGUUUCUUCAUGCCCGCAUCCGAGUACAAGAACAUCCCGCCGAGAUUAAAAGUCGACAAUGUGAUGCCCAGCAUGAGUGACCUGCCGGGGCUGAUCACAGCCGUCCGCCACCCUGGACGCGGUAGGUCCGUGUCCAUCGGCCCGCAGAGCGCGGCAGACGCGUACGAGACGCUCGCAUACCGCGAGCGGCGGCGCAAGGAGAGCAUUGGCGACAAUGGUAACAAGAACAGCAUUCAGGAGCUCGCCGGCCCGGACCAGUCGGGCUGCAGUUCGGCCGUCAGCCCGGCGCAGGGGAGACCCAGCGACUACGAGAAGAUGAUGGGCGAGGGCACGGUCUUCGUCUCCCCCGUCAACUCGAAGGGUGACGACGGCGAGCCGGAGAUGUACAUCGGCAGCCAGGAUGAGCUCGGUGAGAAGGAGGUGUUUUCUAAACUGACCAAGCCUCGCGUCCGUUAUGAUGUCGAGGUCGUGGCUAAGUUGGUCGUUUAUGCUGGCAUCGGAUGGAUAGCUGUAGAAGGCGUACCCAUUCUAUUCGAGUUCAUUCCUGGCCUUGGCGCCGGCCAUCUCCAGCUGAGAUGA